Messenger RNA from Felis catus (domestic cat), 1047 nucleotides. It is a transcript of the gene TMEM74, whose product is annotated as transmembrane protein 74. The record is from RefSeq and is a predicted model, not a curated record. Lineage: Eukaryota; Metazoa; Chordata; Mammalia; Carnivora; Felidae. Bases 1 to 918 code for a protein of 305 amino acids. The transcript has a single exon.
AUGGAGCUCCACUCCCUUGCUAAGAAGAGCAGCCAGGCUGUCCUGUGCGAUGCUGGGGACUGGCAUUCAGGAGGCCCUCCUGAUGGCCAGGCAGAUGCAGCAGCCAUCAAAGCUGCUCUCUGCUGCCAGAGACACUGUACGUCAACACCAAAAGCAGCUGAGAUUGAAGGAUCUAAACUUAGUCCUUCUCCAGCAUCCCCCUCCUCCUCUUUGCAAGACGGAGUUAUUCAGACAGACUCCUUGCCACCAGGACCUCUCAACUCAGGGAACAACCAAAUAACAGCAGGGCGGAAAGUCUGCAACUGCUGCAGCCAGGAAUUAGAAACUUCUUUUACCUGUGUGGAUGAGAAUGUCAACUUAGAGCAAAGGAACCGAUGCUCCCCUUCAGCAAAAGGGAGCAAUCACCUGGGAGACGUUGGCUGGGGAAAUCCAAACGAGUGGUCCCAUGAGGCUGCCGUAUCCUUGAUAUCCGAAGAUGAGGAUGAUGUAAGUUCGGAAGCCACAUCUUCAGGGAGGUCAGUUGACUAUGGUUUCAUCAGUGCCAUCUUGUUCUUGGUCACUGGCAUCUUGCUGGUGAUCAUCUCUUACAUUGUUCCACGGGAAGUGACUGUGGAUCCCAACACCGUGGCGGCCCGGGAGAUGGAACGCUUGGAGAAGGAGAGCGCAAGGUUGGGGGCUCACCUGGAUCGCUGUGUGAUUGCGGGACUCUGCCUGCUCACUCUUGGGGGGGUCGUUCUGUCCUGUUUGCUGAUGAUGUCUAUGUGGAAGGGGGAGCUAUAUCGUCGCAACAGGUUUGCCUCUUCCAAAGAGUCUGCCAAACUCUACGGUUCUUUCAACUUCAGGAUGAAAACCGGCACGAAUGAAAACACCCUGGAACUGUCCUUGGUAGAAGAAGACGCUCUUGAUGUACAGAGUUAAUUCUGGUUGUGAACUUCUUGAGGGUCUGCGUUAGCAUUUUCUGUGAAAACAAACCAACCAACCACUUUUCUUAAAAUUAACAGUGCAGUUUAUUUGCUUGUCAGGAAAUGCUCAUUUCACAAACCAACA